Molecule: messenger RNA, 2930 nt
Organism: Durusdinium trenchii
Lineage: Eukaryota; Dinophyceae; Suessiales; Symbiodiniaceae
Source: the annotation of a GenBank genome assembly
CGUUCUCCCUGGUAGAGUUCAUUUGCGACUGGCCUGAUGGUGUCGGAGUACUCCGCGCUGGAGAUGGAGGAAUGCGAGCCAUUGCAGCUGCAGAAGUGGGAACUCAUCGAGCCAGACAGAAGUACUGAGGAGAGCAUUCAUGCGAUGACAAUCGAGAGUUCGACGAGUUACGAGUGGCUGCCGCAACGCUUGAGGGACUUGAGAGAUCAUACUUGCCCAAGUCUAUGUGGUAUCAGGUUGGGGGUGCCGCAGCAAGUCAUUGAUCGAAUCAGCGGGCAAAAGGACCAGGGGCCCUUCUUCAAAUUAAAGGAAAAACGCAAAAACUAUGACGAACAGGUUGGUAUUUGUGCAGACCUUGCGAGAACUAUUGCAGAGAAGGAAGCCGAGCAACAUGAUUUGAUGAUGCGCAACAUACAGACGAACAGUCAUAGACAUAGCGCGUACAGGCAAACUUGGUUGGAUCUCACCGAGAGGAAAGCUGAAUUGAAAGAUGCAGAUUCUAAGCUUUAUACUCUUCGUCACGAGAUUCAGAUGUGGAAUGAGUCAUUGAAAAUGUCGAAAAACCUUGACGAGACCUACAUUGGGCAAUAUCUGCUGACGCUCUUUGAUGUGGCAGGGCCACCUGUUCUGUUGUUGAUGGGGGCGAGCCUUCUACACGUCGUGGCCCUCUCACUGCCGUGGAUUGCUUACCAAUUCACUUUUUGUACGGACCAUAGUGCGGACAUGGAGUACAACUAUUUCUUAUGGGUGCCUUUUCUGGUGUGGACCACAUUGACCACCUUCAUCGAGUGGAGAUGUUUUUCUUAUAUUGUUGUCCCUAUGCUCGCGUGGACCAAGACCUACUAUGUUGUCAGUUGGCCACUGUCAUUUCGCCUUUGGCUGCCGUGCAUGUUGCUCGCUGGCUUCAUCUAUCGGAUGGAUGUUUGGGCACAAGGCUUGGCGCUGGCGAAAGCUUGGCGUUCUCAUGAUUACCUAGGCCAUGAAGAACUGGAGGAUGCUUGGGCAAAAGCUUGGAACGCGUCAGUCUUUUCUUGGUUCCAGCCAGGUGCGCAAUUGAGGCUUACUGCCGGCCUCGCUUGGGCUUGCCUUGCUCUACAGUGGUUCAUCUACUUUUUGAGGGUUAUUCCUUUCUCACCUACACCCAUCAAUGUGUCCUACGCAUGUGGCGCCGAACGAAAAGGCUAUGUUGUCCCAUUUUGUUGUGCGCACAUUUGGCAUGCUGACGCCUUGAAGACGCUGGCAAGCCUUACCCUUAUGCCUAUGGUCUUGGCGAACCAGCGGAGAUACAGUGUCCAGCGUGCCCAGUGGAAGCUGGUCGCUGGAGAGGGCCUGAAUCGUGACUUCUUUCACAUUCUCAAGAUGGACGUCCGCAUAAUGACUUGGGACAUUUUGUUCCGCAACCUGCUGAUAACUUGCGCGAAGCUGCAGGUUCAAACGAGUCUCCUCGCGCUACAGUUCCACAUGCAGCAGAAACAUGCAGAGAGCACGGGCGAGGUCUCUCAGAUGAGUUUGUUUUCAGAGCACUGGAACGCUUGCAUCUCCAUAGCCAUCGCCCACAUGAGUUCAGCGAUGGCCUUCAUCAGUGCUAUCAAUGACUUCGUGGACCUCCGAAGAGUGCGCAGCAAAGAGCGCAAGGACCGUGGGAAGAAAAUGGAUGCAGACGCAUGGAAUGAGUACAAGAAGCUUGCAUUUUGGGAGAGAUUGGGGUGGUCAGUCUUGGCUUUGCAGUUUAUUUUGCAGAGUCUUGCUUUGGCGAAAUUGUGGAUGGCUUUUCACUGCAAGCAUGCGUUGUGGAACUUCUCCGCAGCUAUGCAGUCUUGGAAUAUGGUGGAUGGCUGUGUACCCUUCUGAGGACGCCUGACUCUGCCCAAGUGUUUUCCUGACCCGGUUUCCUGACUCUGUCACCUUCCAUCAAGAGUGGAGCGUUCUUUGGCCAGCUUUCGCGCUACAAGCCGCCCCGCGCUUUAGUACAGCCCUUAGCAUAUGCAAAACAACACUUCCUUUCUCUUCGCCAAACUUCCUUUCUCUUCACCUGGGGUCCCGUUUUGUCACUGCUGCGCGCUGAAGGUACGGCUGAUGCAAGCGCCUUUUUGACAGAACUCUAAGAGUGAACUGGUGGUGCACUGUGACAGGUGAGCUCCUGUGGCCAAGUCCAAGAUCUGUUGGCUUGCCGCAUGGUGGUGCUUUCUUUUUUGGACUGCUAGAUGUUAGCAACCAAGGUCAUUUUCUAAGAAUAUCAUAUUUCGGAUUCCACAUUUUGUAGCUUUGUUCAUGAGCAGAUCUGGAAGCUUUCGGAUCGUGGAUUUGUAGGAAAGAUCACAGGAUUGCUCCGAAUCCUGACCGCCCCAUACUCAUAGGAGCUGAGGUUGGGUCGGCCUGUUUUGCUUCAUCGAAGUGUGGAAUCGGCGAAAUCUUUCGUGUCAAGUCCCUAGACCUGCCAGGACUUGAUCCUUUUAUAGACCGAAAUCGCUGUCAAGGGGAGUUGUCAUGGUUGAGGAACUAAGUAACUAAGUGGCCAGAGUGGGCGAAACUAAGUGGAUGGAGAACGGUUCCUUUUGGCCUUGCUCCAAGUUUAUACUGCAAGCCAUUUGUUCUCGUAAUUCCGAGGGUGCAAGUUCGCAACGAAGUGGUUCUUUGGAUUUGUAUUUUUGGCCAGAUGCCUUUAACUCCCCUCUGGCAGCCACGAAGAUUCAUCCGGCUAAGCCGGCCUUUCUGGAUUCGCGUGUGCGCUUUUCAGUCGACGCGCGGUACGUUCUGGGGCUGCACAAACUACAUUGAUCAUUGAUCAUCAUUGAUCUACUGAAGCUGAUGAUGUCAAGUCCUCAAAGGGUUGUUUCUGAUGAUCUUAACAAAACUGCGAUAGGUCUUACUGGCGCCCUCAACCCAUUUCAUGCAUUUUCACAGGUUCCCCCUCCUAAACUUGCAAGCCC